Molecule: messenger RNA, 6819 nt
Organism: Fusarium verticillioides 7600
Lineage: Eukaryota; Fungi; Ascomycota; Sordariomycetes; Hypocreales; Nectriaceae
Exons: 4
Coding region: 700-4518 (1272 amino acids)
Biological process (GO): regulation of proteasomal protein catabolic process; proteasome-mediated ubiquitin-dependent protein catabolic process; protein deubiquitination
Molecular function (GO): cysteine-type deubiquitinase activity; proteasome binding
Source: RefSeq, a predicted model, not a curated record
CUAUUUAAUUAUAAGAGAAAGAAAAAGAAAGCGAUGAAAACUUGUUGCCUUCUGUAUUUGAUAGGUAAAGGUUCAUGUAAGCUGUCGCAUAAACCCCCAGAUUGAGCCUUCCACCCCAAUUAAGAUGCUGACUCAGCACUUGCAUCAUCCAUCGCAUGGCCAAAAAGAGCACUGCAUCAGCUACGUUCGUUUGGUCGACGCCAUCAUCGCGAGCAUCGUCACACUUUCCCAGGCAUCCAAAUUGUUUCUUCUCAUUCAGCAUCUUAUUGGCGUUUAUUAUUUAUCAUUUCCACCAUAGGUCUUGAUUCACGAAAUUAUGACCAAAUAAGCACGGAGCUCGACCCCCGUACGAUUUCAUUCAUCCUCGUAACUUGAGCUUCGACCGCCACCGCACUGAGGUUGCUUCCAUUCACCGACCCACGAAUUCCGGGCAAACGAAACCGAGCCUUCCCAGCGAACUCAUUUCACUGGUUUAGUGGAACCGUUUCUCUUCACGUUGCACGAACAAUUUACUCCACGGUUCCUUAUCUACGAAUAGUCCGCCAAGUGCCACCCCGCAAUCCACAAACUGGAAUCCGAAGCACGCCCUUUUCCAACGCACAUUAUUAUCUACGACCUCGCAUCUUGAUAAAGUAUACAAGCGGAUUCAUCAAGAAAUACUGUCAAUCAGACAUCGAUCAAGCAUCUAAGUAGCUCCCCAUGGCGAGCCGAUACGACCUGAGGUCCGCACAGGAUCUAGAUACGAGCUACGCUUCUUUGCCUGGGACCAGUGGAAUUUCUGUCACUCAAAACUCGACGCCUCUUAAGGACAGGAUACCAAAUCAAAAUAUGGGAGGAUGUCACCCUUCAAGAUGGAUAUACGAACUCUUGCACAAUAAGUUCACUGUAUGCGAUGUCUUUGAACGGUUGCGCAAAACGGAACCGAACACUCCAAAUCCUUGGGAUCACCCCCAUCGAUUGAUGAUAAAUGGUAACCAGAGUUAUUCAACCAAAUCAACGCGAGUAUUGUCCUCGCUGUGCGUUGACUGCCACUUUCAUUUUGUGUUUAAGAUGUCAUGGGACGAGCGACACUCUCAAGAAUCAUGCAACUUUCAACAGGGGCAGUGGCCUCCGAGUGAUGCGAGAUUCCCCUGGCAUCAUCUUGUUUGGGUUGGUCAAGAGUCGCAAUCUUCGCCACUCGUUAAGAUUGAUGACAGACAACGAAACAAGUAUUACCCGCUCGUUGCUUGCGAGCCUUUUGCAUGCUCGGCCGGCCCAUGUACGUUCUCCGUCACGCUGGAAAUCUCGAAACCUCGCAUGGCUCGCGAAUGGAUUGACUUAUUACUUGACCACGAUACCAUUCGCAAGAAUGUGCGCCGUGCUAAGGAACAGGAUCCGGACCGUUACGCCGCAGCAAAUGAUGACUGGGCACUGCAAGCUCCUCUGAACCUGAACACAUACCUCAAGAACAUAAUUGAGGCCACUUCACAUGAGAACGCGAGGAGCAUUUCCAAAAGGAAUAAGCGAUUCUUUGUACUUUUCGGGACUUCAUGUUUUGAAAUGUUCAGACAACUCGAAUUCGAGGAAACAAUUGAUGUAGCGGAAGAUGGAGUUGAUGGAGGGACUUUCACACCACCGAUCCCUCCUCAGUCAGAUAACCCUUCUGGGGCUACCGAUUUAGGUACAUAUCGAGCAUAUAUCGAAGAUGUGAGAUCUGAGGUUCAGUGCAUUAUCAUUAUACACAGAGGCGGUCAGCCUGCUGAGUUAUGCACUCCUGGUAUACAUGCCGAUUUGGGAUGUGCAGAGGUACCGAACAUGGAAUAUGUCUUCGUGAACCUUGCGCGUUAUGAGAUCCUGGGAGUUUUGCCAAAUCAGUCGAAGGAGAUUGUUGUCAAUGCUUACAAGAGACAGUGGGAAAUUAUUCCUGAUAAACGAAAAGAGCUCAUUGAGGCUCUCGUGAGUAUUGGAAAUGAUCUUAACGACGAACAGCUCACUGAAUACGCUACCACUCAAUCAUCAAUCUUCGAGAGCCAAGUACAAACUCAACCAAACAGUGACGAUCGCGAGUUGACGAGCGAGGCUUUGCUAUUCUUCGAGCUGCAGCCUCUGAACGAAUACAAGGCACAAUCCAUCGUUCAAGCAUUCCGACGAAAGGUGGCGCAAGAUCCCAGCUGUGCUACCACCGCCCGAAAUAUGUUGAUGCUGAUCUCUCGAGCAUCAUCCGAUGAUAACUACACGGCAGAGUUGGUGAUGGAGUAUGGGGAGGGUUUCUCUUUAGUCACGGCGAAAGAGAUUCUUGGCUUGAGUGAUGCCAGUGGCUUUGGGCCUGAUACGUUGGACGAUGUCAAAGAAAAGAUUCAAAACGCCAAAGACAAGGAUGCCAAGACAACUUACUUGGAGGCUAUGGAGAAGAUUGCGGAGCACACGAAUUCAACCGGUCUCAAAAGCGCAGUUGGAGAACUGAGAGAAAUGCAUGGUAUUGUAGCUUCUGGUGAAAGGAGCGCCGCCGGCGCCUCCGCACAAACUACGAACUUUGAUCUUCCGGUUGGGCUGGAGAAUAUUGGAAAUACGUGCUAUCUCAACAGCCUUUUGCAAUAUCUUUUUACUGUCAAACCAGUUCGAGAUGUCGUUAUCAACUAUGACAAGUUUAAGCUCGAGUUGACGGAUGAGAAAAUCAAGGAGCGAUUGCUUGGUGGUAACAAAAUGCAGCUGGAUCGUGGCGAAGCUGUUGUUGCUCAGGCUUUUGUACAGGAGCUUUCAGAUCUAUUCAACAAUCUUGAAAAAUCCGACAAGGUAGCAACGCGUCCGUCUCAGAGGCUCGCCAACGCUGUGCUAUUGUCCACCGGCACGCUCCUCAAGGAAACGAAGAGCUCUGUCGAAGCAACAACUGAAUCUAAGCCGCCACCACUUCCUACUCGACCACCCCCUGGACCCCCAGCAAAGGAAAACAACGACUUGGAGAUGAUUUCUACAACCGCCAAUGAUAACCGCGACUCAGUUGAUACAGCUAGCACAGUCAGCUCGCAAACACUCGUCGAAGAGGAUUCAGACCGUUCUUAUGAGAAAGUGGAGACCUCUCCAACUACCACUGAAGAUCAGGUAAUUGACACAGUGAUGGAGGUUGGACAAGAUGAGGAUGUCGUUAAAAUCAGUCGAACGAGUGAUAAGCCCAUGGAAAUUCUCGAGGUUGUCGAAACAUCGAAGAACGGCACUUCCCAGGAUAUUGUGUCUACUGAUGUCAACAUGCCGGAUGCCGGGGAGCCACAAACGGUCGACCAUAAGGUGCUGACUGCCCUGGAACACCAGAAUAGGUCUUCUGGUACCGACCAGCAGGAUGUAGAAGAGGUGAUGGGCAGCAUCAUCAAUCGUCUCCAAGCCGCUAUCCGCCCAUCGUUUGUUGACGAGUCAACCGGUAUUCAAUUCGAAGAGAUCAUGAAAACUUUCUUCGUUACCACCAUUAAUUACACCAAGAAGUUUGACGACAAGACUUAUCAAAAAGAAAUUAGUUUUGAUCGGUCUAUUACUGCAUUCCCUGCUCCCAAAGGUUCAUGCUCACUAUACGAAGCCCUUGGACGAAAUUUCGACCAGCAAAUUAUUGAAGAAGACAAACUUUCACGAUAUACAGCUAUCCAGACGCUACCGCCUGUUCUGCACGUACUCAUUCAAAGGUCGCAGUCUAUAGGGAGCAAGAACGGCAACCCCGUACUAAUUCCUGAAAUACUAUACCUCGACCGAUACAUGGAUGCCCCCCACGACUCCCCGAUCUUCAGAGAAAGAGUCAAGAGUUGGGCCAUCGCCAGCCGCAUAUCUGACAUCGAAGCCUCCAAGGCUGCAGUUGAGAGCAUGAGCCCAACUGGACCCAUUCUCGAGAGCAUUGCACAAGAAGAGGAAGCUAAAUGCAGUAUUGCAGCUGCCACAGAAGACAGUGAAAUGACAGAUGGUGUGAAGAUCGUGGAAGAGGACUGGAGUUUCGAUGGGACGGUUGAUGACGACUAUCUUCUUGUUGGCCGACCCAGCGUAAACUCAGUGACCUCGGCUGGCCUACCUUCCAGGCCAAAAGACAUCAAAGACACCGAGACCGCAGUUCGGGAGAUGAUGGAUUCUGAGCUCAAAGACAAGAAGGUAGCUCUGGAAGAUUACUACUCCAAUUUGAAGAGCAAUCCGUACCGGCUCCAUGCAGUCAUAUGCCAUCGUGGCCAGCUGUUAUCUGGUCACUAUUGGGUAUGGAUUUACGACUUUGAACAGGAUGUUUGGCGCAAAUACAAUGAUUCCAAUGUCGAGGUCAAACGCAGCACAGCUGAAGUUUUAAAUGCAUUGAGUACCAGUGGAGAGCCAUACUUUCUUUGCUACGUCCGCGAUGAAGACAAAGAGACUUACGUCGACGUACCUCGGCGUCGAAGACCAGCACCACCAUCAGAUACCUCGUUGGAAAACCUCGACGCUGAUGGAGAUAUAACAGUCACCAACAGCGAACCGCCAAAGACCUCGGGGUCACCUCAGGAGCUUCCGCCCGCAUAUUCGGAGCAAAAGAUUGACUAGGGACCUCCUCCACUGUCGGUUAGCAAAGGUGUAGCGUCUGUUCCGCCCAAACAGUCAUCACCAGUUAGAACGGACGCGGCGGUGACCUCUGGAAUCCAAAGCACUCAAAACCCAGUUAAGCGAGUUCCCUUGUCAAACGAAGACGAUGCUAGUUCUUCUACAAGAGAUGUGUAUGAAGCUCCGAGAUCACCCACAAAACGACGAAAGCUUGUCGAGACUGAUAAACGGGCACCAGAACCCCCAAGAUUGCCCCAUACCUCUGAGAAGCAACCUCAGGCUGGCCCUCAAACAGAGCUUGUGAUUGGCGCAAAACUGACCCAUGAGGAUUGUAGCACAGUAGCUCAAAAGUGCAAAAGAGUUGAGCUAGGGACCCCCGAUCGAGCUAUCAAGGCGGUCAAGAAACGGAUUAAGUUGAAGGUGAAACCUCAGACAGAUCCUCUGGCUGACGGCAGACGGCAGACGGCACCGUGGGCCCUGCGGUAUAGUACAUCGCAUUAUCGAAAAAGCCAAGCUCCAGGGAAAGCGUGAGAAAGCUACCGAGGACGACGAGACAAAGGAGCCGUAAUCUGUGGUGUGAGAAGGACAGGCCAUUAUUGAACCAAAGAACCUUUCAACGGAGUUCAUGUAAUUAAUAGGUUUUUGGGGUGGGAUUUCCUGGUGAUGACAUGCCCGGAAGUCAGAUAGAUGCAGAAAGAAUAGCAGAUAAGUCGUUGUAUACUGUUCCAUGAGUUGCGAAGAGAACUUGGAGCUGACUCCAUCUGUUUUAAUGGCCAAUUCGUCAACCUUUCAUAUCUCAUACUGCCCACAUUGCUCGUGCUUUGAUAUCAACUCUCAAGGAUUUCAAUAUACCUUAUCGGCCAGUGAAAAUAGGCUUCCUCUUCUCCUGGAACGCCUUGAGGGCUUCGUUUCUAUCCUCGGUAUUGACGACUCGCUCAUACAUCUUGUUCUCAACCUCUUCCCUUGCCCAUGCUACAGCCUGAAGAGCAGCCCUCACACCGAUUGGCCCUCCUUCGCAAAUCUCCUGCGCCAAUCUCACAGCUUCACUCAACGCUGCUUUUCUGGCCUCGCCAAGGACAUCUGAGCCAUCACGCUCGUCCUCGGGUACGACCUCAACGAGCCGGUCGGCAAUACCUAGAAAGUAUGCCUCAGGAGCGCCAACGCGACGGCCGGUCAGGAUCAGAUCGCGGGCGCGGGAGAGGCCGAUGAGAGCGGGAAGACGGUGGGUGCCGCCGGCGCCGGGGAUGAUGCCUAGACGGGUCUCAGGAAGACCGACCGUUGCAUUGGAACUCAGAACGCGAAAGUGUGUAGAGAGGGCGAGCUCAAGUCCGCCGCCGAGUGCGACUGAGGAGAUGGCCGAGAUGGUAGGGAUGGGAAGGCUGGAUAGAGAUGUGAGGGUGUUGCGAAGAUUUGUGAGAAAUUCAGCAGUUCUGUGCCCGGUGAUUAGUACAGCACAUUGAUAUUUGAUAUAGGGAAUACUGACUCUCCCUGGCUCAUUCCCUUACGCUCCUUGAGGUCCGCGCCAGCGCAAAACGAUGUAUCAACAGCACUAGCCAGCACAACAGCUCUCGUAGGACCCUUCUCAUCUGCGCCAGCUGCACCACCAAAACGCUUCUGCAGUGGCAGUUCUUCGCCAUUGGGCCCAUAUUGACUAUGUAAAGCAUCGAUCUCGGCGCGAAGAUUCGCUAGAAGAGCCCUUGAAAUGGCAUUUCGCGCAGACGGGCGGUUAAGCUCAAGAAUGCGAAUAUGGCCGGUGUUUGGUGCGGGGAGGUUCGUUACGCGGAUGAGAGGUUCGGUGGUAGAGGAGUAGUGACGUCUGAGAAGACGAAGGGUCACUACCGGUUGGGAGAGACGAGGUGCCAUUUUGAGUAGAUCAAUUGGUAAUUGCUGGGUCGUUAUUGAUGAUGGGGAGCUGAGCUUUGUAUAUCAUCUUAAGGUAUCUGAGACAUGGCAUUGCGAGCCGAGGAAUGAUGUGCAUCGGUUGGUGUCGGUUCAUAAAUGUUAAGCCGAUAACCGAUAAGACAAGGACGGGAUUUUAAGAGAAGCAUCCGUAGAUUUAUGGUUAAUCUAACUUCACACGGUUAUAUACAUCCUUGCCCGUUGAAGCCUUUGAUCAUAUUCUUGUAUGUAACCCUAAUGAGUAGGAUAUAGGGUUGUCACUAUCAACGAAGCACGUUUGGUGGAGAUGAUGAGUUGGUCCGAGUUCCACAUACAAUUAUAUGAUGACGAUCGACAAUACGACGUACCAAGAAGCUGUUACUGUAUGUCUGGUCAGCUUAUGAUUACUAUAAUUCUUUUCGACAU